AUGUCAUCACCAGAUCGUCGCACUGGGGUGAAGCGACCAAGAACGCAGUCUUUACCUCCUCCGGCGCUUCCUCAAUUGGUCGCGGAGCAACAUACUGCCAUUCCACCAACAGAUAAAGACUCUCAGCGACUGAUUGUUGUGCUAUCAAAUGCCAGCCUCGAGACUUAUAAGGCUGCCCAUGGGAGCAGCAGUAGAACCGGCGUUCAUCGUGAGGACAAGUAUUCAUUGCUUAAUAGCGACGAGCAUAUUGGUGUCAUGCGCAAGAUGAACCGUGAUAUCAGUGAUGCUCGCCCAGACAUCACACACCAGUGUCUCUUGACUUUACUAGAUUCACCAAUCAACAAGGCCGGCAAACUGCAGAUCUACAUUCAUACAGCAAAGGGCGUCUUGAUUGAAGUAUCUCCUUCGGUCCGAAUCCCUAGAACCUUCAAGCGAUUUGCUGGUCUCAUGGUUCAACUACUUCACCGCUUGUCAAUUCGGUCUACGAACUCGAACGAGAAAUUGCUUCGCGUGAUUCAGAACCCAAUCACUGACCACUUGCCCCCAAAUUGUCGCAAAGUGACCCUUAGCUUUGAUGCUCCCCUAGUGCGCGUCCGGGAGUACAUGGAAACAAUUGGUCCCAAGGAGAGCAUCUGCGUGUUUGUAGGGGCCAUGGCAAAGGGUUCUGACACAUUUGCCGACUCGAUCGUGGAUGAGAAAAUAUCCAUUAGCAACUACUCACUGUCUGCCAGUGUGGCUUGCAGCAAAUUUUGUCACGCAGCCGAGGAUGUGUGGGAUGUUCUUUGA
Pochonia chlamydosporia 170 is the source of this 786-nucleotide messenger RNA. RefSeq names its product nucleolar essential protein 1. Lineage: Eukaryota; Fungi; Ascomycota; Sordariomycetes; Hypocreales; Clavicipitaceae. Gene Ontology annotation, cellular component: nucleolus; small-subunit processome. Gene Ontology annotation, molecular function: rRNA (pseudouridine) methyltransferase activity; rRNA binding. The transcript has 3 exons. Gene Ontology annotation, biological process: rRNA base methylation. The record is from RefSeq and is a predicted model, not a curated record. Bases 1 to 786 code for a protein of 261 amino acids.